UUCACGCAGGAAGCCGUGACGCAACACGAGGAAGAAGUCUGUACACGGAAGUCAACCCGGAUUCUGCAUGUAUGAGAUUUGUUUCCUGCUGUAGACUUCUCUCGGUGUAAAUGACCCUUUCCUCUGGCCGUGAGUUAAACCGUGAUGGCUCUACAUGACGGGACCGUCGCCGCGGAGACCCGGACCAGAUAAUGUGCAGCUCUGAGCGGACGGGCGAUAUCCGGUGCGGGUCAAUGGACGCCAGGACUUGAAGUGCGGCUGUUUUGACAGCUGGGUUGAGUCUCCACUACCUGGUCUGUCUGCCUGACAGAGAGCAGCUGGGAGCAGACGAGCCCCGAGGUUUGAACACUAACGAGGGGGGUCGUUUUAUAUACAGACGAACAACUACGUGAGAGAAGUUGCUGUUGAAGCGCCAGUGAAGAAACGGCAGAAAGCCUCCCACCGACCCCUGGCCAUGGCCUCGUCCCGGCUGAAGUACCUCUCUCUGGGCGUGCUGGUGUUCCAGACUACCUCCCUGGUGCUCACCAUGCGGUACUCCCGCACCCUGCAGGCCGAGGGCCCGCGGUACCUGGCCUCCUCAGCCGUGGUGGUGGCUGAGGUGAUGAAGAUCCUCACCUGUGUGAUGCUCGUCUUCAAGGAGCACAGUUACAGCAUGCGAGCUCUGAACAGCGUCCUGCGUCAGGAAAUUGCCAACAAACCCAUAGAAACGCUGAAGCUGGCGAUCCCCUCGGGGAUCUACACGCUGCAGAACAACCUGCUGUACGUCGCCUUGUCCAACCUGGAUGCAGCCACCUACCAGGUUACGUACCAGCUGAAGAUCCUGACCACGGCCCUGUUCUCCGUGUCGAUGCUGGGUCGCAGGCUGGGCGUCUACCAGUGGCUCUCGCUGCUGAUCCUGAUGGCUGGAGUGGCUCUCGUGCAGUGGCCCUCUGAGUCCCCAGCGGCCUCGGAGAAGGAGGCCCUCUCUGCGGGCUCCCAGUUUGUCGGUGUAACAGCGGUUCUGGUGGCGUGCUGCUCCAGCGGGUUCGCCGGUGUCUACUUUGAGAAGAUCUUAAAGGAGAGCAAGCAGAGCGUCUGGGUCCGCAACAUCCAGCUAGGGAUGUUCGGCCUGGUGUUUGGCCUCUUCGGGAUGCUGGCCUACGACGGAGAGAGGGUGAAGGAGUCGGGGAUGUUCCAGGGAUACAACACGGUCACCUGGGCGGUCGUGGCGCUGCAGGCGCUGGGUGGUCUGGUCAUAGCAGCGGUCAUCAAGUAUGCAGACAACAUCCUCAAGGGCUUUGCUACAUCGCUCUCCAUCAUCCUGUCAACCCUCAUAUCCUACUUCUGGCUGCAGGACUUCGACCCCACUGGCGUUUUCUUCCUGGGGGCCGUUUUGGUCAUCGCGGCCACUUUCCUGUACGGCUACGAAGGGAAGCCGGCCCCCAACCCCAGCAGGGCAUAGGACUCUCGCGGCUGACACUACAGCAGCAGCUCAACGGGAGGUCCUGUUGAAGCGUCAAGACGUGGAGGGGGGGGGAAAGGAGGACAGAGGGCUGGAGGAAAAGAAGGGGAAAGGUCUUUAUCAUAUAUUGUGAUCACAAAAAAGAAGGAGACACGGCAGAGGAGAGGAAGAGAGGAGGUAAGCAGGUUGUGAACAGAGGAAGGGCGGAAAGAGGGUGAAAAGGAAAAGCAAGCACAACGCUGUGACGGGCCUCACACACCAGAAGUGCCUCAGCUGACGAGAGAAGCAGUGAGAAGAGAAACUGUUUAUAACUACCGCUGUAGAGAUAAUCCUGGCUGCCGCACCUCCACAUGUGGAGAGAGAUUCUCGACAGGACCGACUGAUUGUGUUGAUUAAGUACCUGUUUGACUGCCAGUUACUGUUACUGCCACAUCAAUCACACCUAUACACUAAAGGAUUAAAGGAUUAAAGGCGCAGACAGGCAGGGAUCCUUCAAAAUUUGUCGUACGUAGUCGGAGCUGCAGUAUCGAGGCUCCUUCUUGUCCCACAUAAAGCUCUGAAAGCACAUUUUAGGCAAUUUUUUCCUCCCUGAAACGAGGCCGUCGAGCAGUUGUUUACUCUAAAGCUGUGUACAAUACCACAAGCCAGAACGGGCAAAUAAUCAAGGUUAGUUUGAGGCCCCAGUUGGGGUUACAGUCUGCUGCAGAGGCGGGUUUGUACACAGCUUAAGAGGCCUGGGCUGCACGGGAGGCACAACACAGGACAAAAACCCCCCCAACAUUUCGAUGCACUUACAGCCUUCAGACUAUGGUAGACGAAGUGACCGUAACUCACAUUGUCUCCUUAAUUACGGCUCUCAUGUUGGGUUCCAUUCAGCUAUUUUUGGAAACAGCCUCUGUUGCCAGGCAGCAUAUAGUCGCCGGGAUGUCUUUGAUAACAUAUACCGCGCAUCUCAGAGGCAGAACUUGUUUCACCGUGCGAGUCCGGUCUGUCUGCGUCUGGUGGAGUUUAAUGCUUGAUAAUGUUCGACAGUAACCUGGGUGUAGAAAAUACCGUUCUGGGCUGUAACAAGAGUUAAUCGUCAGGACGGUUUGAUUAUGUCGGGGGGGAGAUGAUUUUUGUACAACUUGAAAUUUCCGUUAACCUUGGAUGUAAAUGAUAGCAUACCGUUUCAAUUUGUGAUCUGUAACUCUCAAUGAAUUGUCUGUUUAACUUAUUCAUUCAUUAGGAAGUUUACAUGACUUUUCAAAGCCACUGAUUACCAACAUCCAUGACCUGUGCUCGUGUAACGAUAUCUUCUGUUGAUUUUGUGGUGAAGCAAUCAAAAAUCACUGAACGCGGCCCAGCUAAGUCUGAACCGACUGAAUUGUUGAUACUAGGGAUGCAAAAUAUCUGAAUUUAAGACAGCAUUUCCCAACUCAUUUUGGCCGAUGACCGAUGCCGAUAAAAGUACACAUUUUUUCCACCUAAUUGCAGAAAACAUCAAGCCUCUCUGUGAAUUCAUAUUCAGAUGCAGACAUACAGUUAUUUUCUAGAUGUUAAACUGUAAAACUACGUUGUCACAGUGUGUGUUUGUUCCAACUAAUGCUGCUGUAUAAUUUUUAAAGGGGCACUUCAACUUGUUUUGAGCAAUGUUCUUGAACUGUUGGACCUCCAACAGGCCAACUGGUCUUUUUAAACAAAAAAACACCAAUAAUAAAAACAAAUACGCACCAGUUGUUCUCUAAUGAUUACACACAAAACUGUUAACAUCUGACUCACAGGUACAGCUUGAGGAUGAAAACUUCACAAUACCAGAUAAUUUGGGCUACUCUGGGAAUCAAGGGGUCUGUUUCUGUUUGCACCUUUUUUUAAUGUGCCUAUAAACAUAGUGCUCCUUUAAAGCCUUCUUCGGUUGAUACUGAAAUAAUCG
This is a messenger RNA of Acanthopagrus latus (yellowfin seabream), 3353 nucleotides long. RefSeq names its product solute carrier family 35 member A3a (gene slc35a3a). The record is from RefSeq and is a predicted model, not a curated record. Gene Ontology annotation, biological process: pyrimidine nucleotide-sugar transmembrane transport. Bases 455 to 1441 code for a protein of 328 amino acids. Gene Ontology annotation, cellular component: Golgi membrane. Gene Ontology annotation, molecular function: UDP-galactose transmembrane transporter activity. The transcript is spliced from 8 exons. NCBI's taxonomy places the organism in Eukaryota, Metazoa, Chordata, Actinopteri, Spariformes, Sparidae.